Molecule: messenger RNA, 1680 nt
Organism: Daldinia decipiens
Lineage: Eukaryota; Fungi; Ascomycota; Sordariomycetes; Xylariales; Hypoxylaceae
Product: cytochrome P450 51A
Exons: 1
Coding region: 19-1563 (514 amino acids)
Biological process (GO): ergosterol biosynthetic process
Molecular function (GO): heme binding; iron ion binding; oxidoreductase activity, acting on paired donors, with incorporation or reduction of molecular oxygen
Source: RefSeq, a predicted model, not a curated record
AUCAAGUUUUAUUGCACCAUGAUAGACCUCAACUCUCCUCUACAUAAUGUGGCCUAUGCCAUUGCCACCUUGAUUCUUACGAUUGCCAUCAACGUACUUUGGCAACUAUUGCCUCGAAGAAAAUCAGAACCGCCAUUGGUAUUUCACUGGAUCCCGUUUGUCGGCAGUGCUAUUUCGUAUGGAUUGAAUCCCUUCGAAUUCUUCACGAAUUGUCGAAAACAUCAUGGCGACAUUUUUACCUUCGUACUCUUUGGCAAGAAAAUUACUGUCUACCUUGGAGUCGACGGUAACGAGUUUAUCUUAAACGGAAAGUUACGAGACGUCAAUGCCGAAGAUAUCUACGGCGCGCUUACUACCCCCGUGUUCGGCAAGGAUAUCAUCUAUGACUGUCCCAACGAAAAGCUGAUGGAACAGAAGAAAUUUGUUAAAUUUGGCCUUACACAGAAGGCCCUGGAGUCAUAUGUACCAUUAAUACAACAGGAAGUUCUUGAAUAUAUAAAAGCCUCUCCUAGUUUCAAAGGUUCGUCCGGGAUAGUCGAUAUAUCGGCCGCUAUGGCAGAAAUCACCCUCUUCACUGCCAGCCGCGCCCUCCAGGGAGCAGAAGUACGAAAGAAACUGACGGCUGAAUUUGCCGAUCUAUACCACGACCUCGACCAAGGUUUCCAGCCGAUUAACUUCCUCGUGCCAUGGGCGCCUCUUCCGCAGAAUCGGCGGCGAGACGUGGCGCAUGCCAAGAUGACUGAAACCUAUCUGGAACUAAUCAACAACCGUCGUGUCGAUAAGAAGAGCAGGGAGACCAGCACCGACACCGACGGAACCGACAUGAUUCUUAACCUCAUGAGUUCUAUCUACAAAGAUGGACAGAUUCUUUCCGAUGAGAAUAUUGCCCACUUGAUGAUUACCCUUUUGAUGGCGGGACAGCACUCUUCAUCGUCCUCAAGCGCGUGGAUCAUGCUUCGCCUAGCAUCACGACCAGACAUUGCUGAGGAACUAUACCACGAGCAAGUAAACAAUAUUCACUAUACCGGCCAACCGCUCCAAUACUCCGACCUAAGCAAGCUUCCUCUACUACAGAAUGUCGUCAAGGAAACGCUACGUAUCCAUUCCUCCAUCCAUUCUCUUAUGCGCAAAGUCAAGAAUCCGCUGCCAGUUCCCAAUACCGAAUACGUCAUCACCCCCGACAAAGUCCUCCUGGCGUCGCCCAUCAUGACGCAUCUGGACGAAGAAUACUUUGCGAACCCGUUGGUGUGGGAUCCGCACCGUUGGGAUAAUAUCGUCGAGGUAGAAAACAAAGAGGACAUGGUCGACUACGGAUAUGGCGCUAUGUCAAAGGGAACAAAGAGUCCAUACUUGCCCUUUGGUGCAGGUAGGCAUCGGUGCAUUGGGGAGAAGUUUGCGUUUCUCAACCUGGUCACGAUCGUCUCUACCCUUGUUCGAAAUUUCAAGUUCACGACGACUGACGGCAAGUCUUGGGUACCCCCGACAGAUUACACAUCGAUGUUUUCGCGCCCUGUCCAGCCAGCCAGUAUCCGCUGGGAGCUUCGUUUUCCCGAAUCUUCCUAGAAGAGCAUUGUUAGUUUGAUGCCAUUUUACUACAUUUGAGACUAAGACAUCUGGGCUUCUAGCCUACACUUAUGUGGCAGAUAUGAUGGGACAACCCUGGCAGGGGUAGGAUAUGGA